Ochotona curzoniae (black-lipped pika) is the source of this 1689-nucleotide messenger RNA. It is a transcript of the gene ELL3, whose product is annotated as elongation factor for RNA polymerase II 3. The record is from RefSeq and is a predicted model, not a curated record. The transcript has 11 exons. Gene Ontology annotation, cellular component: transcription elongation factor complex. Gene Ontology annotation, biological process: snRNA transcription by RNA polymerase II; positive regulation of transcription elongation by RNA polymerase II; transcription elongation by RNA polymerase II. Lineage: Eukaryota; Metazoa; Chordata; Mammalia; Lagomorpha; Ochotonidae. The coding region runs from base 73 to 1239 and encodes 388 amino acids. Gene Ontology annotation, molecular function: cis-regulatory region sequence-specific DNA binding.
CUGCACACAGCGGAGGCGGCGGUCGCUUGGCUCGGGUCCGCUGUGCUGCUUUGCUGGCUCGACCUCGAUACCAUGGAGGGACCGCAGGAACCUCUGACGGGGAAGCUACGGCUCUGCUUUUCCUCCGCUCCUCGGACCAGCUUCUUACUGCUCAGGCUCAAUGACCCGGCGCUGCGGGCUCUGCGCGAGUGUCAGCGGCAACAGGUUCACCCACUGAUCGCUUUCCAAGGCCACCGCGGAUAUCUGAGGUUCCCAGGCCCUGGCUGGUCCUGCCUCUUCUCCUUCGUAGCAUCCCAGUGUGGCCAGGAGGGUGGCAGUGGUGGCUUGGACCUUGUGUGCCAAAGGCUACGCAGAUCUGGGCCAAACCGCCUGCACUGUCUGGGUCCUCUCCGGGAGCGCCUCACUAUCUGGGCAGCCAUGGAUGCUAUCCCAGCCCCGACGCUAGUUCUGGGAUCCAACCUGCCUGAAGAGUCUGCAGGUGCUGAGUGCUGGCCCAACACUGGAGGCUCCUCUGCAGGAGAUGCAGUCUCACAGUCCCAGAUGGCCCCAGAGGAGGUGUCAGAUCCAGGAGAGUCGCUCCCAGGAUCUUCAAGGGAGCGUGCGGCCCAGUGCGAAGUGAGAUAUCCUAGGAACCAGACCCAUCUGCCAAAUAGAGAGUCCGGCCAGGAACAGCCUGUUUCUGCCAGCCAGAAAUACCUGGACAAAAAACGUCCAGCGUCGACAACCACAAGAGGACUAGAAGAAAAGAGGCUCAGAGCACUACCUCUAGCUACAAGUCCCAUACAAGAGUCAGUCAGUCAGGACAUACAGGCGGGAGAAGACUGGGAGCAAGGCGAAGAUGGGGACCCCAGUCCUUCAGUUUCUGCAGACUGUGAAUCCCCAAGCCCUGAAGAGGUACCGGAUUAUCUCCUGCAAUACAAACCAAUCCACAGCAUAGAACAGCAGCAGGCCUAUGAGCAGGACUUUGAGACAGAUUAUGCCGAAUACCGCACACUGCAUGCUCGUGUUGGGGCUGCAAGCCAACGGUUCGUAGAGCUGGGAGCAGAGAUCAACAGAGUUCAGCGAGGGUCUCCAGAACGCAAGGUGUUAGAAGAGAAGGUAAUCCAGGAAUAUAGAAAGUUCAGGAAGCGGUACCCAGGCUACAGGGAAGAAAAACGCCGCUGUGAGUACCUGCAUCAGAAACUGUCCCACAUUAAAGGUCUCAUUCUGGAGUUUGAGGAAAAGAACAGAGGCAGCUGAAGCCGUCCUGAGGACUCUUGACCCUUUGCCCAGUGAGAUAGGAACAAAGCAGCUAUCAACUGGUUAACUGUACGCUUUUCUUACAAGUUCACGGUAGCAUGUAGCAAGCUGCUCUGGGUUCUCCAGGUUCUUCACCAUUGCCAUGUUUAAGUCUUUAGGGUGUGGGCAUAGAGCCAGGGUGCCACAGCUGUGCCCAGGACACUAGGGGAAGGAGCAAAGGGUUGGCUUCCUCAACUUAAUAUUUUCAAAUUCUGAGAAAUGACAUCAUUUCUGGGACAAGAUUUUCUUGUCCUGGAUGUUAGACAAACUGAAAAUGAAUUUAGCCUGGUAGCUUCCCUAAGGAAGAACUUUUAUAGUGGAGUUGAAGCAGCUUGCACUGCAUCUGGAUAUAAUGGGAAAGGGCCCCUGUACUGAAUGUGAAUGCUUUUACAAAAUAACAGUAAAACUGUU